AUGGAAUCUCAGGAUGGAAUCACCGUCCGCCCUAUGAGGUUGAAGGUUUUGUACACAUUUGACAACGAGAAUAAGACGAAUUGCCUUGCCCGAUGGCCUCUUGUGCUCGAUAUUCAGACCGCCCCUCUUGAUGAAAAUACUAUCAUCGGUGUCAUCGAGUUGAAAACAUGCAUUCAGGCAAUAGUGUCUGCCAGUCCUGAACUGGUUGGACACAUGGGAAACGACUACACUGUUUACGCUUUUGACUACUCCGAAUCUGAUACACCUCUCGUUGGCCAAGGAAUGCUCUCAUGGGUCCUCGCUUCCGCCGUUGAUGUCCCGCCACAGUCUAAAACCAUGAUUACAGGUCGUGUGUGCAAAAACCCGAUGGGUAUCUUCUCGAAAGGUGCCGCACAUGAGACCUUAGAAGUCAAACUGCGGUUGGUGCCUGGUCGUACUGCCAUCCAACCUCAAUCACUCGAUAGUAUUUCGAAUAGCAGCAUUCCCAGCGGCUUCGACGGACAAUCCUGGUCCAACUUCGUGCGCCAAAAUCCUGGUCUUAUUGAUGCCUAUCGACGACAGCAGCAAGAUCAUGGCAGCUCUCCAGUGGGACAGUUUGGCAUUGAACGAUUUCACCAAAUCCUGAGUGAAGGUUCUACACCACGAGACUUUUCCUACGGACAGACCGAGUCUGUUCGCUCCGCAUCGCCUACACACUCCUACUGUGCUGCCUCAACACCUGGUGGACUUCGUACUCCUCAGCAUCAUCAGCACCUACAAUCUGUCUCGGGAUUUCCUCAAAAUAUAGACAUGAUACGUCCUUCUUCGAGUAUCUCCAUGCGCGACUGCGACUUACAAGCGCAGCCCUACAAGGCUCGAAAGCAAUCUGUUCAGUCUGGCUAUGCCAGUGGCGGUGAAGAUGGCGGCGAUAUGCAGCCGCGCAAGAGAGCCAAGGUUUACCAAUCUGGCUUGGACAAAUCUGACAUGAACAUUGAGAGGCAGCAUAACUCGUUGCGGGUAGCUGCAAGCACCGCUGCCUCUGUUCGUAUUCAUCGCCCCACCCCAGUGCAUCCUUCCAUAAAUGUCGGACAAUCCAUCGAGGAACCUAUUCGUCCACCAACUCCCAUUUCUCGUAGUGCUCCGCCUCGACGUGCACGACUUGCCUCUAGUCUACUUCGCGAAUCUUCUGUCGCAGGUAGCGGCUACUCAUCACCGUACGAACAUGAUGAUAUUAUUCACACUGACCAGACUGCUCAAUCCCCCGAUGAUGUGCGUUACCAAGGUGUCUUUGAACCUCCAUUCAAUAUGCCAUCUUCUCCUCCUGUUGUGGAGCGCCGUAUUUCCUCCAAAUCCAGUCCUCCAAAGUUACCCACCCAUCUUCACACCGACUCGGGCUUCAUGAGCGGUGAUGUGGAAGAUUUCAUGGAUGAUGAGGCGGCCACCCCCGUGGAUGAUCGCGAAAGGACUGAAUCGCAAGCAACCACUGAUGAAAGGCACUCUCGUUCUAUUCGCUACACUGCCCAAGGCAGCUCCCCUGUCAGUGCCGUCAGUCCCCUGAUGGAUAACACCCAUGCUUCAAUGCUGGUGAUUGGUGCGACAGAUUCAAAUCAUAUGAUUCCACGAAAGCCGGUUCGUCCGGUCUCUAGGCCCUGUUCCCGACAAUCAACUCCUAAACCACUGGCUCCGGCACUGGCUCCGGCGCCUAUGUCCCAAGCUGAGUUUGACAACAUGAUCCUGGCUACCUUCCCAGCCAGUGAUCCCGUUGAACCUUCCCACCCCCCCUUACAACACGCACAUACAUGGUGUGGCCCAAUGAGUGAUAUAGGAUUUGAAUCGUCGGCACCGGCACCUCCAGUCAGUACUAAGCGCGCCCGCAAGGAAUGCUCUGGCAAAAGGGCACAGCAGAUCGCAGUCCGUCUGAAUGAGGCCAUCCAGUCUGGAACGGUCCCGCCAUAUUGUGCCAAUUGCGGCUGUAUUGAAACCCCUACCUGGCGUCGGGCGUGGCUGAGAGAAGUUGAUACUGAACAAAAUGCUAAGGACAUCAUGGCGAGCGAAGAAAACACGCUGUUCUACGAAUUGGGCAAAGUGGAAACUGGUCAGACAGUCGCCAAGUUCAGGGUCUUUAAGAAGACUAUUACAGUAACUGACACGGAGUGGGCGCAACUUCUGCUCUGCAACCCUUGUGGACUAUGGCUUUACAAGGCGAAGAGAAUGCGCCCUGAAAACAAAUGGAACGGAGCUGCCAAAGUGAAAAAAUGCCCUAUCAGAAAACGCACAACGGGAGGACCGCUAUCAACACGCACUCGCAGCCAAGUCGCACUUGGCCAGACGGCCUCAUCCCCAGCCCCUACCGACGCUUCCUCAGUUCCCACUCCCCAAGAUCACCGUGAUGAGGUAGAGGAUGAUGAUGCUCAGAAAGACGAGAGACGAGAGAUCAAGACAGAGCAACCCCCUAAUAAACGCCACCGGCCUAACAGUGCUGAGCCUUCACGAUCCAUCGAGACUGCCCAUAUCAUGCAGAAGCCAGUUGUAUCCUUGGAACGUGCCAUUCAAUCCAGUCCCAUGAAGAAAACGGUAGCUCGCGAUAUCGACGAGACCCUUCUGACACCGAAGCGCGUUCGACGGGCACUUUUUCCGUCGGGCCCAAGUAAUGGGCCAUUGACAGAAUGUAUCAAUCUGGCACAAUCUCCCCGACGCAGCCCUCGUAUUGCAGACAAGCGAACCCAUGGCAAGGAGAACCAUUCCACUGUGGAUCGUGAUUGUUUCGAUGAUCUUUUCCAAUCCCCCUCCAUGGACUUGAACCUUUCGGCCAGUCCAACGCCCCGUCGGCGCAACCAUCGUAUCAAUGUAGUGCAGGAUCUACCCCAUUCAUUCACCGGUUCUCCUACCAGAAAUAGGGCUGAUCUGACUCCCACUCGGCUUUCAGCGAAGCUAUUGCAGCAUAUCCAAGAAAGCCCGAAAAGUUCAAAGACUUCUCAAUCGUCUCAACGGAAGCGAUCCCCCAAGAACGGCAUAGCCUCCUUACGAGAAGCCAGUCUGCAGUCUGAAGAGAAUGUUCCCCUCGACAGUAUGAUCAUCGAGAUGUUUAACCGCGAACAUGGUGAGAAUGCUUGGGAAAAGUGGCUUCCUGAAGGCCUCGUGUCUUCUCCAUCGGACCCAAUUGGUGAUGAGGAUAUGUACAAUGCGAUUCUAUCCAAUCCUGGGUUGAUGCAAGGAAGUCUACCCUUCGAGUAUGGCGAUGAGAUUUCCGAUUUCCCUGAUUCGGGAUUUUUCAGCUCAGAUGCUUUCCACUCCACAGAUCCAUCAUUUAAGCCUCAAUCUACAAAUGGGAACCCCAGCACCGCAUGA
This is a messenger RNA of Penicillium taxi, 3327 nucleotides long. Its product is annotated as putative GATA transcription factor (Ams2). Gene Ontology annotation, biological process: regulation of transcription by RNA polymerase II; rDNA heterochromatin formation; silent mating-type cassette heterochromatin formation. Lineage: Eukaryota; Fungi; Ascomycota; Eurotiomycetes; Eurotiales; Aspergillaceae. The record is from RefSeq and is a predicted model, not a curated record. Bases 1 to 3327 code for a protein of 1108 amino acids. The transcript has 3 exons. Gene Ontology annotation, molecular function: zinc ion binding.